AUGUCCGGCCGACCCGGAGGCGGCGGCGGUCGCAAAGUGCUCCUCCCCCCCAUAAACUUCAUCUUCAAACUCCUGCAACAACAAAGCACCGUGCAAAUCUGGCUGUACGAGCAACUCGGGAUCCGAAUCGAAGGCAAGAUCCGUGGGUUCGAUGAGUUCAUGAAUCUGGUGAUUGAUGAGGCGGUGGAGGUGAAGCAGGUGACAAAGAGUGAGCCGAAGCCCGAAGAGGGGGAGGGGGGUGGGCGGAGGGAGUUGGGCCAAAUACUGUUGAAGGGGGAUAAUGUGUGUUUGAUACAGAGCUUGAACUGA
Messenger RNA from Recurvomyces mirabilis, 309 nucleotides. RefSeq lists its product as uncharacterized. The record is from RefSeq and is a predicted model, not a curated record. Gene Ontology annotation, molecular function: RNA binding. The transcript is spliced from 2 exons. Lineage: Eukaryota; Fungi; Ascomycota; Dothideomycetes; Mycosphaerellales; Teratosphaeriaceae. The coding region runs from base 1 to 309 and encodes 102 amino acids. Gene Ontology annotation, cellular component: U5 snRNP; pICln-Sm protein complex; precatalytic spliceosome. Gene Ontology annotation, biological process: mRNA splicing, via spliceosome; spliceosomal snRNP assembly.